AAAAAACAAAAAAUUCGAACUCUUAGUUAAAGGAUGGACUUUUCGAAGCUGCAAGAAGAGUUCUACAAGGAUGUGGCUGCUAAGAGGGAUACGUUGGAUAAGAAGGACCAAGGGCCUGAUAGGGAGAAGCGGUUCUCCGAAAAGAUUAUGGGAAAGCCAGUCGUGAAGAAGGUGCAAAGGGUUGAGGAAGUAAAAGAGGAAAAUGAAGAAGAAAAGGAAGAAAAAGAAGAAGUAAAGGAAGAAAGAGGUUCAGAAACAGAUGAAGAAAUGGAGGAAAAGGAUGAAAGAAGGUUAUCAAGGGAAGCCUCUCCUACUGGAUCUGAAAAGAUCGAUCUGGGGGAAGAGGAGGAGGCUGAUGGCGCCGCCAGUGUGGAAUCCCCCGACUAUAUGGGAAUCAAGUUCCCAUUCCCUGAGCAGACAGACCCAUCCAUGUGCCGAGACGAGUUCAUCCAGAGUAUUCUCAUGGAACAGGAACAAAAAUACUCGGAAAUGAAGCGCAGGACGACAGCGUCCAAAAAGGGAGCUUCCCUCGAGAUGCCAAAAUCGGUUUAUACCGUUUCUGGCGAUGAAAACCCUGAGGCUCUGAUUCUGACGGUACUGAGAAAGUUCCGGUCCUCCCUCUUCCAUACUGGCUUGUCCCUUAAGCGCUCCACCAGCUUCAGGAGGAAGUCCUCCGUGUGGCCCCGGAGCACUCUGCUAAUGAAUCUGAACCGUGACGUCCAGAAGGCGGCCAUUGAGUUCCUGUCGGUGCGAGUCCUUAAGCAGCUGCGCCUCUUCACGAGUCCUUGGCCGGGCGAGGUUAAGGACAUACCGUACUUUUUGUUCCACUGGUCUUUGGAAUACUUCGAGUCACGACUGUACAUGAACCAGCUCUACCUCGACGUAAUCCAACGGGAGCGGACAAAGGAGGACCUCGACUGCGUCAAGUUCCGCACGGAUCUCGUCGAGAUUGCGAAUAUCAUCUAUGAUAUCCGGGACGAGUUUGCCCAUGAUAAGAAUUUGUGCGAUCACGUAUACCUAAUUUUACGGAACGCAAUGUACCAUCAGAAUGCGCCCUGGAUACAAGGACUAAAAGAGAAGCAGAAGGAGCGGGAUCAGCUGAGUCGUCAUAAGAUGGUGCAAAGUUCGAGUAGCGCUUACUUCAUGGUGGCCCGAGAAACAACAAUUCUAGAUCGAUUCGAAAAUUCUGCAGCUUACGAUCCCAUCGAGCUGCGCUACCGGGUUAACUGGCUCAACAGCUGCGCGGAUCAGCGGCUAUAUCGCUUCCAAAUGCGCGAGGAAGCCCUAAAGACGGAACUGGAAGAGCUCACCAACCAAAUGAACUUGGACACCAUGGUACAGAACAACAUGGAGUUCAUGUAUGGCCACGAGAUCGACAAGGCUAAGCGCAAGAUCCAGGAGUGGACGGUGCGCUACGACAACGAUCUGGAGAACGCGGAAGUGGCCGUGCAGAUGACUAGACUAGCCCUCCAGAAGUACAAGGACGACUUCAAGUUCUACCAGGAGCAGGAGGAAAUGUAUAAGCGGAGGAUAGCGGAGGAGAGGGCGCUUAUGGCGACGGAGGCGAAGAUUCGACAGGAUAAGCAGGCAAAGGCUACCCAGCAAGUUGUGGAUGUGGCGGAGACCGUGAAGGCUAUCGAGGCUGUCUACAAGCCACCUCCACCAAAGAAGGCCAAAAAGAAAGCAGCCAAGUCCUAGGACUCAUCAAUAUUCGGCAAACUUAUUUAUGUUGGCAACCCAAACAACGAAAUAAUCAACCGAACAGUUUGGGGCAUGAA
Drosophila ananassae is the source of this 1778-nucleotide messenger RNA. RefSeq lists its product as uncharacterized. The record is from RefSeq and is a predicted model, not a curated record. Lineage: Eukaryota; Metazoa; Arthropoda; Insecta; Diptera; Drosophilidae. The transcript is spliced from 4 exons. Bases 34 to 1698 code for a protein of 554 amino acids.